Molecule: messenger RNA, 450 nt
Organism: Thyridium curvatum
Lineage: Eukaryota; Fungi; Ascomycota; Sordariomycetes; Thyridiales; Thyridiaceae
Exons: 1
Coding region: 1-450 (149 amino acids)
Source: RefSeq, a predicted model, not a curated record
AUGGAAGUGUUUUCGGGAUCCACCGUCGAGCGAGGGAUGGCUCCACAGCAUGUCCCCAUCUAUAUUGCCCUCCCCUCUCGAUCGUUUGCGAGACUCGAUCUCAAGCAACAGUUGGGUAUCGACGACCUCUUGGUCGCAGAAAUCGCUCAGUCUCUCGCGUCCGCCAUCUUCAGAACAUACCUCUACCUCUCGCCGAUAUGCGCGAUACUGGCUGUCCAGAGCGCCUGGAUACUUAGACUAUUCGCUAUGGCAACGCUCAACCUCGUUUCCCAGUCCGUCAACACGUUGUGGAACAGCAAUGCUGUCAAGCAGCUCCGGAGAAAGGUCGUCUUCGAAUUCAUCGCUACCAUCCUGGGGCCCGGCGGCAAUAUGUUCCUCCUGUUGCUCUUCUGGCCCGGAUGGAUCCUUCUCGGGGUCUCCAUCUUGAUAGCGAGAACAUUGUUUGGCUGA